Molecule: messenger RNA, 1633 nt
Organism: Salvia miltiorrhiza (redroot sage)
Lineage: Eukaryota; Viridiplantae; Streptophyta; Magnoliopsida; Lamiales; Lamiaceae
Exons: 10
Coding region: 99-1370 (423 amino acids)
Cellular component (GO): catalytic step 2 spliceosome
Source: RefSeq, a predicted model, not a curated record
GAGAAGUUCCUAAAUUACACACUGGUUUGCGAGGGUUUUGCAGCAGCGCACAUCUCUCUUUCUCAUUCUCGGACGCGUAGGUCACACACACACACAUAAUGGCCAGCACGGUGGUGGCCGAGAAGACAGAGGAAGAGCUUCGGAAAGAGAUCGAUGAACUCCGCCGCCAACAGCGGGAGAUUACGGAGCGCUUACGAGAUCCCAGGGGUAUUCGCCGCGGUGGCAUAUCGGGCGCCGGACCACGCAAUUUCGCCGUCAAUGGCAGCCGUCAACGUGGCUUUGUUCGACCUGCGGAGAGGAAUGAUGCUGACGACCAGCCUCCAGCAAAAAGGCGACUCUCUUCAGCUGUGGUGAAGGUUGAGGAUGGGGAGAUAACCGAGGGAGGUCCUGAAGCUGCGACAGAUGUGGAAGAGAAAGAAGUAGCAUUUGAUACAAGAGAGGCUGUAAAUACCAAUGGAAGCCAGGGUGAGAGAAAGCCGUCUAAUAAUUGGUCUCAGAGGGAUGGUAAUCAGCGGUCGGCUAAAAUGGACUUUGAAAUCCCUCCUGCUGAACACGUGCCAAGGGUAUUGCCUAAGGAUGAGGACCCUACUGUGGUCAGCAGGAAUAAGAGGAUGCUUGGCCAGCUUCUUGGCACGUUAGAGAGGUUCAGGAAAGAGGACGUGCAACUAUCGGGCACAGAGGCAUAUAUGAGGAGAUCUGAUUCUCUGAAAAGGGCUGAGCAACGGGCACGUGAAGAAAGUGAAAAACUAAGGCUACAAGAGCGUGAACAGAUUGCAGAAAAGCGGAAGAGAGAUCUGACCCUCAGAGCACGUAUAGCUGCAAAGGCAGAGGAAAAGAAUAUGGAACUGCUGUUUCUUCGGUGGAGUGAGCACCACAAAAAACUUGGAAAUUUCAUAAGGACUAAGGCUGAACCUCCGAUCUAUUACUCGUUUGCAAAACCUCUGGAUGAAGAUGCAUCUUCGGCUGAGCAGCAGAAAGAAAAAAUGUUUCAAGAGUGGAAAUAUGCUAGGAGAGAGGAACUGUCGCAAUAUCAGAAACAGAUUUUGGAGCAGUAUGUUGCAAAUGUGGACAAGGAACUGGAAAGGUGGCAAAACGGGAGGAAAGGUAGAAGACCAAAUAACGCUAUGGCAAACUUACAGGAGACAAUGGACAAAGAGCUAGAGACCCAUCAACUCGAGCAUGGUCCCAAGACUAGAAAGAUACCUGAUCAAAGUAACAACGAAGAUGAAGAUGAUGUGGAAGACAUAAAUGUUGCAGAGGAUGACAUGAUGGAUGAUGUGCUGGGUGUCGAUGAUAAUGGGCGAAGGGUUGAUGAAACAGAGAAACCAGAAACAGGUAAUAGUCCACCCGAGGACAAGAAGGACGAGUAGGUAUGUCCGCAAAAUUUUCUCCGAGCUUUGAUUAUGUGUCGAUAUUUCGCCUCUGGUGAUUAGGUCAGUUAUAAUCUGCUGCUUAGGAUCCAGGUUGUUUGUCUGAGGCCACUAUGCUAUGAAACUUUGAUUAAAGGCUAGUUGUACGGAAUUUCUAGAUUUCAUUAUCUGUAUUAGAGUUUUCUGUCAAUGGCAUUGGUGUUUGCAACAGGACUGCGUGAUUAUCGUUGUAUUGAUUUCAAAUAACUAGUUUGUUUGUGACA